GUGUGCUCGGUCCAGGGUGACGUCACUUCCGGGAUGUUGUCAGUCAGUCAAAAUUCUCCUCCGUCGAGCGCAGUCGGCGUGUGUUUGUGUCCGCGUUCGCGCUCCGCCGCAUUGGGUUCGAGUUUCAGACUGUGCCGGGCUCUUCGCGUUGGCUCGCUCGCACUGUAAUGCGGAGAGAAGCGGUUGUGUUGAUGCCGUGUCGGAGGUAGCUCCCCGCGCUAGCUCGAGUCAGGAUGAUCCGCUGGAUCCGACAGCAGCUGGGCUUCGACCCUCCCCAUCAGAGUGACACACGCACAGUUUACAUAGCAAACAAGUUCCCACAGCACGGCCAUUAUAUUCCUCAGAGGUUUGCCGACAACAGGAUCAUUUCCUCCAAGUACACCAUAUGGAACUUCAUCCCCAAGAAUUUGUUUGAGCAGUUCAGAAGAAUCGCCAAUUUUUAUUUUCUCAUUAUCUUCUUGGUUCAGUUAAUGAUAGACACCCCCACUUCCCCUAUAACUAGUGGACUUCCCCUGUUUUUCGUCAUCACAGUAACUGCCAUCAAACAGGGAUAUGAAGACUGGCUGCGGCACAAAGCUGACAAUGAAGUGAACGGAGCACCUGUGUUUGUGGUGCGCAGCGGCAGUCUGGUCCAAACCCGAUCCAAGAACAUCAGAGUGGGUGAUAUAGUGAGAGUAGCCAAAGAUGAGACGUUUCCUGCAGAUCUGGUGCUGUUAUCAUCCGAUCGGGCCGAGGGAACGUGCCACAUCACCACUGCCAGCCUGGACGGAGAGACUAACCUGAAGACGCACUACGCGGUGCCAGAAACGGCCGUAUCACAGUCGGUGUCGCGGCUGGAGUCUCUGCAGGCCGUGGUGGAGUGCCAGCAGCCCGAGGCAGACUUAUACAGGUUUGUGGGAAGAAUAACAGUAACCCAACAAGGAGAGGAGAUAGUCAGACCCUUAGGACCAGAGAACCUCCUGCUUCGAGGAGCAAGAUUAAAAAACACCAAAGAAAUAUUUGGUGUGGCGGUAUAUACGGGCAUGGAGUCCAAGAUGGCUCUGAACUACAAGUGCAAAUCCCAGAAACGCUCUGCAGUAGAGAAAUCCAUGAAUACGUUUCUCAUCAUCUACUUGGGCAUUCUGCUGUUCGAAGCCAUCCUCAGCACCAUUUUGAAGUACGCCUGGCAGGCAGAGAACAAGUGGGACGAGCCGUUUUACAAUCAGAAGACCGAUCAGGAGAGAAACAGCAGUCAGAUUUUGAAGUUCAUUUCUGACUUCCUGGCUUUCCUGGUGUUGUACAACUUCAUAAUCCCAAUCUCGCUGUACGUGACCGUUGAGCUGCAGAAGUUUCUGGGCUCUUUUUUCAUCGGCUGGGACUUGGACCUGUACCAUGAAGAGAGCGACCAGAAGGCUCAAGUCAACACAUCAGACCUCAACGAGGAGUUGGGACAGGUGGAGUACGUCUUCACAGACAAAACGGGAACCCUCACUGAGAACGAGAUGCAGUUUAGGGAGUGUUCUAUCAAUGGAAUCAAAUACCAGGAGAUCAACGGGAAGCUCGUCCCUGAAGGAAUGACAGAAGACUCUCCAGAUGGAUCGGUGCCUUGUGUGAGCAGGGAGGAGGAGUUGUUCCUGAAAGCCGUCUCACUGUGUCACACGGUGCAGAUCAGUUAUGAUCAAACAGAUGGGCCAGGAGACCCCUUCUCUCGUGCCAACGGCUUCUCUCCUCAGAUGGAGUAUUACGCCUCGUCUCCUGAUGAGAAAGCUCUAGUGGAAGCUACCAAGAGGAUGGGUGUCACAUUUAUAGGAAGCCAUGGAGAAACCAUGGAGAUUAAAACAUUUGGAAAAGCAGAGAAAUACAAACUCCUCCACGUUCUGGAGUUUGACGCUAACCGCAGAAGAAUGAGUGUGAUUCUCCAGAAGCCCUCAGGUGAAAAGGUGCUAUUCACAAAAGGAGCCGAAUCAGCCAUUCUGCCCUAUGCCACGAGUGGUGAAAUCGAUAAAACCAGAGUCCACGUGGAUGAGUUUGCUCUGAAGGGUUUGCGGACAUUAGUGGUGGCCUGCAGACACUUCAGUGCAGAUGAGUAUCAGGAAGUGGACCGACGGCUCCAUGAAGCCAGAACGGCUCUGCAGCAGAGAGAGGAACGACUGGUCGAGGUCUUCAACUUCAUCGAGAGAGACCUGGAACUGCUGGGAGCAACUGGGGUGGAGGACAAGCUGCAGGACAAAGUCCAGGAGACGAUUGAAGCGCUGCGACUGGCUGGGAUCAAGGUGUGGGUGUUGACCGGCGACAAGCAUGAGACGGCAGUCAGCGUGAGCCUCUCCUGCGGUCACUUCCACCGCACCAUGAACGUCCUGGAGCUCGUGCAGCAGAAAUCUGACCACGAGUGCGCCGAGCAGCUCCGCAGACUAGCCCGAAGGAUCAAGGAGGAUCAUGUGAUCCAGCACGGGCUGGUGGUGGACGGGGCCAGUCUGUCUCUGGCUCUGCGGGAGCAUGAGAAACUCUUCAUGGAGGUGUGUAAGAACUGCUCGGCGGUUCUCUGCUGCAGAAUGGCACCUCUCCAAAAGGCCAAGGUGGUGAGACUGCUGAAGACUUCUCCUGAGAAGCCUAUUACAUUAGCCAUCGGAGACGGAGCCAACGACGUCAGUAUGAUCCAGGAGGCUCACGUUGGGAUUGGAAUCAUGGGCAAAGAAGGAAGACAAGCCGUGAGGAACAGCGACUAUGCAAUCGCGAGGUUCAAGUUCCUCGCCAAACUGCUGCUUGUGCACGGCCAUUUCUACUACAUUAGAAUAGCAACCCUAGUGCAAUACUUUUUCUACAAGAAUGUGUGCUUUAUCACUCCCCAGUUUUUAUACCAGUUCUUCUGUUUGUUCUCACAGCAAACUCUUUAUGACAGCGUGUAUCUGACGCUGUAUAAUAUCUGCUUCACCUCUCUGCCCAUACUGGUAUACAGUCUGUUUGAGCAGCUGGUGCAUCCCCAUGUUCUGCAGAGCAAACCAGCACUUUACAGAGACAUCAGUAAAAACUCCCUGUUGUCCUUCAAAACCUUUUUGUACUGGACCUUCCUGGGCUUCUGCCACGCCUUCGUCUUCUUCUUCGGCUCCUACGUCCUGAUGGGAGAAGACACCACGCUGAUGGGAAAUGGACAGAUUUUGCGAGCUAACAGGCAACUGAUGUUUGGAAACUGGACAUUUGGCACUUUAGUAUUCACUGUGAUGGUUAUUACGGUUACAUUGAAGCUGGCCUUAGAAACACAUUUCUGGACGUGGAUGAAUCACUUUGUCACAUGGGGCUCCAUCGCCUUCUACUUCAUCUUCUCCUUGUUUUAUGGCAGCAUCAUCUGGCCAUUUCUUCACACGCAGGACAUGUACUUCGUCUUCGUUCAGCUGCUGUCCAGCGGCUCGGCCUGGUUUGCCAUCAUCAUCAUCGUCGUGGCCUGCCUGUUUCCAGAUGUCAUCAAGAAAGUCUUCUACAGGCACCUGCAGCCGACCAGCACGCAGAAAUCUCAGAUGUACACCAACUGCGUGGCUAUAGGUGAUGACUUCAUCGCACUUCAGCCUCUGUCCAGAGCCAAGAAUCAGCUGGGCAAGAUUAGUUUAUUGAGGCCUACCAGGGCAUCGGAUGCGUGGACUCCAUGUGCUGUUUCUCAGAGGGGCAAAACGCCUGCUCACGGCUGGGCCGGCUGGUGGAGCGAAUGAUGGGCCGCUGCGACCCCGCUCAGGCCACCAGAUCUUGGAGCGACUCGGACACCUUCUUCUCCAAUGACCAGAGCAUCCUGACACUCUCACCCAUGGAGGUCUCUCAUUGUUAAUGCACCAGCCCAAAAAGGAUCGGCUCAUAGAGUCUGGAGAUGCCUGACCCCAUCCCAUGCCCUUGUCCAGUCACCAGCCAGACUAUUACACUUUAAAUCUCUGAGUAUCACAUCAUAUGUGAUCAGCAACCAGGGACAGGCCGUUGCUCCUACAAAAACCAAAGGAUUUGUGUGUCUUGAGUUUCCGCUGCUAGUAAAACCACGGAACUGUCCGCAAAGGGCCGCCGUCUUUCCUGAGGAAAACGAGGGGGUCUGUUUGAAGCCAUAAUUCCCUCUUUUAAUUGCCUGAUUUUCAAGGUAUUAAAUGUGAGCGCUGUGUAGCGCUAGCUCACAAACCUGUAGCUUCCUACCCUAAGAUGCCUACCUGUACACCCAGCCUGAGUUGUGGUUCGUACAGACUAUCAUGAUGCAGGAAUGUCACAAUGGAGUCCUUGAUGGAAAACUAUCAUAUCAUCCUCCAUCAGUCAUGUGCCCGCAUAUAAUUUCUCGUUUCCUUUGUCUCGCACAUGCUAUGUUAUCAUCUCUAACCAUUGUCACUUGUUAAUUUAUCAUUGUUCUCAUGUUCCUCGUUUUUUUGCUUGUGUUGCUAACCACUCAUCAAAGCGGUAUGAUUAUUUUUAUUCAUUUGUGUGUGUAUGCGUGUGUGUAUUUAAUAACGUAGUAGGGCAUAGCCGAAGGAAAAGGUAUGAAGUUCAUCCUACAUGGGCCGUGGGUUAUUGUAAGGCCAGAGCAUUGAGACAACCGUUUUAAACUUGCUUAGAUCAAUUAUAUCGAAGUUUAUGAUAUCAGACUGCAUGCUGCACUUUGGUCAAUCUGUCUCAAUAACCCUGUAACAGAGGCCUAAGUCAACUGGACCUGUAUGCUCCCGAUUUGAGGAGUCUUGAAUAUGUCUUUAUUUUUUGCUGCAAAGGCCAUGAAGCCCCGGAUCUCACAGGUAUCGGCUGAAACUUGGUGCCGUGACCCGGGUGGCAGUUGGGAGUCCGAUUUUGCUUAUUUUAGUGGUUCUUCUCUCUAGUCUUUAUUUGUAUAUCACUUUCUUCAUGUCAAUGUUCAAACCCGAAAUGACUCCUGACCGCUGAUCAUUACUAUUUCAGAUCUUGUGUUGAAAUCCAUUGGCAGAAGUGUUUUGCUAUAUAAUGUAUUUUCUUGGAUUAUAUAGCAACGCAGUAUGCCACUUGUUACUCAGAGACAUUAGCAAUAAGACUCAGUCUAGACUGGAAAUUCCUGAUCUAGCUUUGAUGUCAGUCAUCCAUGUUUGCGGUUUCAUCUUUUUUGUGUAAACAUAUAUUCUUCUAACUGUACUCUCCUUAAAGUGAACAUGUUUAAUUGCCGAUGUUUAUGAAAGUUCUAUUUACAGAAUAAAUACCUUUAUAAA
This is a messenger RNA of Carassius auratus (goldfish), 5168 nucleotides long. It is a transcript of the gene atp11b, whose product is annotated as ATPase phospholipid transporting 11B. Lineage: Eukaryota; Metazoa; Chordata; Actinopteri; Cypriniformes; Cyprinidae. The coding region runs from base 234 to 3680 and encodes 1148 amino acids. Gene Ontology annotation, molecular function: ATPase-coupled intramembrane lipid carrier activity; ATP hydrolysis activity; ATP binding. Gene Ontology annotation, cellular component: endoplasmic reticulum; plasma membrane; recycling endosome. The transcript has 32 exons. The record is from RefSeq and is a predicted model, not a curated record. Gene Ontology annotation, biological process: phospholipid translocation.